UUUAUAGACCCCCUGACACUCAAGGGUACUUAAAAGGGUUAUGCAACUCCCUGACACACUUAUUGUGAAUAAUUACAUAAACUAACAAUAUUCACGAUUAAAUUUGAUAUUCCUAUUUCAUUGGGAUAAUCUUCACUUGUUCAUAAUCUCUUUAAAUUUUGAGUUACUAUAUCCCAACUUGAACAAUAAAAAUUAAAUAAAAUUUGAUUAAUCAUUCCGUUUUAACAUAAAAAAUUCUCUACUCGGCUUGUUAACAUCCCUAACCUUGUCUUUAAACCCGAAACAAACACACUUUACUUACACCUGUUGGGUGGCCUUAAAACUUAGAAGCUGACAUUGCAACCUUAGCUUGGUUGAGUACGAGGCAAAGGUGCUGGUGCUCUGGUUUCUAAUAUACUUCUUUUUGGGAAUGAAUAUCUCUCUUUUCUCCUCCAUCCUCCUCUUUCUACUCUCACAACCCUUCAUUUUGGUUCAACAACCUUGGUUAAUGUAACUUACAUUAUUCAUUCAACAUUAUAAUUAUAAUGGAGGCAACUUUGUUCCGAUGCUCCAGUUAUAAUUCCCUCAAAUUUAAUCGUCUUCUUCCCAAAAAUAUCUCCAACUUUCCUCUUUUUAACCUUCGAUCUUCAGCUAUGGCUAAUUAUACAGAGAACGGAAAUUCAGUGAAAAAGAAAGCAUAUGAUGGGUUGUUGUUGGAUGCUGGGGGUACACUUUUGCAGCUUUCAGAGCCUGUUGAACAGACUUAUGCUAGAAUUGGAAAGAAAUAUGGGUUGAGUGCAACUCCACCUGAAAUAAAGCAAGGAUUCAAGAGAGCCUUUUCUGCUCCAUGGCCUGAGAAACUUCGCUACCAGGGUGAUGGGAGACCAUUCUGGAAGCUUGUUGUUUCUGAAGCUACUGGUUGUGCUGAUGAUAGCUACUUUAAUGAAGUUUACGAGUAUUAUGCAAAUGGUCAAGCUUGGCAUCUUCCAGAUGGGGCCCUAGAGACAUUGUUGUGCCUUAAGAAUGCUGGAGUUAAGUUGGCUGUUGUAUCAAACUUUGACACCAGGUUAAGGAAGCUAUUGAAGGAACUCGAAGUCAUAGAUUUGUUUCAUGCUGUCUUGGUAUCUUCUGAGGUUGGAUCUGAAAAACCAGAUGCACGGAUAUUCAAUGCUGCUUUAGAUCAGAUUGGUGUUGAUGCUGAGAAAGCGGUUCAUGUAGGGGAUGACGAACAGGCUGACAAGAGUGGAGCCAAUGCAGUUGGAAUCGAUUGUUGGUUAUGGGGAAAGGAUGUCAAGUCAUUCUCAGAUAUACGAGACCGUAUCCUUGUUAUGAACCAUUAAAAUCCGAAGAAGAUGGACGAGACUACCCUCACUGCCUCACAUACGGCUUUGCUAGAUCUUGCUUUAGAAAACUCGUGUGCCAUAAAAUUGUUAUUUUGAUGGACCUCUUGUUGUUUUCUUAGUUCUUACCGCGAUCAUUUUUUUUUGUUUUUGAUGUAAAAAUUAGUAGGCAAUAGUUUUGCUUGCUCCCGCGCACAAUACUAGCACCUUAUGUUUCCUCUGAGCAGCUACUUAGUUAUGUAACUAUGGUAUACUCUAGUCAAAGCUUACCAUGUUUGAUGGAAGUGUAGAUAGGGUGGUUUUACUAUUCACAUAGGAAUGGAUAUUUUUUUUUUUUUUUUUUUUUUUUUUUUUUUUUUUACCAUUCAGAGCAAAAUUGUUACUCUGUAUUUCUUAAUUUAUUUAAGUGAGCUUCUGUGUCGAGUUCAAAUCCCUACCUACCUUUUAAUAAGUAUGAGAGAGUUCUUAAGAAUAGUGUGCGGACGUUUAUACUCCUAAAAAUGUUUGUUUACUUAUUUGCUCCCAUUUAUAUCCCUAUCCAUACCUUUUAAAAAGUAUAAGAGAGUUCUUAUGAAUAAUGUGUGGACGUUUAUAUCCUUAAAAAUGUUUGUUUACUUAUUUGUCCCUAUUUAUAUCCCAAUAAAAGAAUAUAGUAGCAUAUCAAACAUUUACUUUUCUAUAAAUUGAUCAUUUUUAUCACUUCUUCACUAAAUCUAAAUUAACUCUACAAAAGUUUCGAAAAAUAUUACACGGUUAUACAACAUUUACCACAUUUAUUGGCUAUAUGCAAAUAGGUAUAAUAAUAUACAAUGCAAACAUUAGGGCCAAUAGUAAAAACUCUUUUCACAUUUAUAUCCCUAAAAAAAAAAAAAAAGAAGAAGAUAGUAGCAUAUCAAACAUUUACUUUUCUAGAAAUUGAUCAUUUUUGUCACUUCCUCACUAAAUCUAAAUUAAAUCUAUGAAAGUUUCGAAAAAUAUUGCACCAUUAUAUAACAUCUAUCACAUUUAUUGUUUGUAUGCAAAUAAUUAUAAUAAAAUACCAUGCAAAUACAUUAGGGCCAAUUGUAAAAGCUCUUUUCAAACACUGGCCAUAGUGCGCAUCGCGUACGCCGGAAUUCCUAGUCAUACAAAAAGUGUGAAUAUAUAUACUCCGUAGUAUAUAUAGCCUAAAUAAUACUAUAAACUUAGGAAAAAUUACUUCUUAUAAUUCCAACUAAAGUUUAUUAUCUAAUAAUCCCAACUAUGUUAUGAGCCUAUGAGUUAGGGAAGAAAGGUGAA
Chenopodium quinoa (quinoa) is the source of this 2597-nucleotide messenger RNA. Its product is annotated as haloacid dehalogenase-like hydrolase domain-containing protein 3. Lineage: Eukaryota; Viridiplantae; Streptophyta; Magnoliopsida; Caryophyllales; Amaranthaceae. Bases 525 to 1319 code for a protein of 264 amino acids. The record is from RefSeq and is a predicted model, not a curated record. The transcript is spliced from 10 exons.